This is a messenger RNA of Prorocentrum cordatum, 527 nucleotides long. Lineage: Eukaryota; Dinophyceae; Prorocentrales; Prorocentraceae. The record is from the annotation of a GenBank genome assembly.
GCGUGCUGGUGGGAUCUAGAGUUAUCUUGAUUAUCCCUCUUCCUCACACAGCCAUUGUGGCUCAAGAUGUGUGGGUUCAGAUCGUGCCCAAGGCCUCAUCUUGGUCAUGAAUAGGGGCCGACCAUUGGGAGACACAGGGGUGCUCAGCAAUGGGAGGCGGGACGAGUCGACUGGACGACAGCCCAGACAGUGAAAACGGUCGCGGCGCCGGCGCACAAGAUGAAGGCGAGACUGCUGGCGCAGCCGGGAGGCUCCCCGAAGCGCUCCCCGCAUCGCCUGUAGCCGCAGCCCAGGAGCCGCCCACAGAGGCCGUGAUCCUGUCAACUCUGGUAGCGCAGCUGGGGCAGGAGCCGGACAAGAGCAUGGCGCUCUCGGCCAUCCGGGAGAGGCUCACCGAGAUGAACCAGCCGAGGCUGCGCCAGGUCGCAGAGGACGUCGAGGCCCUCCGCGGCUGCGAAACACUUGCAGCAUCGCAGCAGCAACUUCUACAUUUUUCGAGUCGCAUCGAUCUGUGAGGGUCCCCUGGC